CAGGUGGUGCACGCCGGCAGGCCAGCUGUGUCCGCAGGCGACGUGCGUGGGCAGGUGUCGCGCAUAGUCAGUCCACAGUAGCAGCAAGUAGCGCACGGUACUGUGCAGUAGCGCCCGCCAGUGUGCAAGUUCGCAUGUCAGUUGGCCUCGGCGGCGGCGGCCAAAAAGGCCAACCAAGUAGCCAGUACCGCGAAGAUCGCACGGCAGCACCCGCGCGGUACCCCAUCAUGUCCAAUCAGCAUCUGCGUGCACGUUCUCAUGUCCAGGUACCUGUCGCGGUGCAUGGUAGUGCCCGACAGCGAUCAGCGGCGCUUGGUGCCAGCGCAUAUAGCGCAAGACAGCGCCAGAACAUCAACCCGUAUGUGCGACGCACGCCAACGCCAGA
This is a messenger RNA of Striga hermonthica, 385 nucleotides long. Lineage: Eukaryota; Viridiplantae; Streptophyta; Magnoliopsida; Lamiales; Orobanchaceae. The record is from the annotation of a GenBank genome assembly.